GCUAGGAUUGCAGGCAUGAGCCAUGCACCUGGCCCCUAGGGUUUUUUUUUUUUAACUUAAUAAUAUAUCUUGAGUAAUUGUUCCAUGUCAGCAUAUACAUGUCAGUGGAGCCUUCUCUGAUAUAGUCAGUUGAAAAGAAAAUCCCAGGGUGGUGGUUAAGCUAAUGGUGGAGGGGUUAAGCCUCUAGGGAAGGGAAGGGGUGCCCACGUGUGGGCUAUUGGAAGUCCAGGAAACUUCUAAAUUGCAUGUGGAAAAUUGUGGGCACAGAUGGAAUUUUCUGGGAGAGGGACUGUGGUUCUAAGGGGCCUGUGGUCCAUAAAAGCGGAGAAGCUCCAGCUCUGGGGUUCUGGGAUUUCUAUGUAGCAGGAGGCAGGGGCCUAACUCGGCAGAGGGCAGAGCCCUGGGUUUGGGGCAGCUACAGAUCAGGCUGAGUUGGGGACAGUGAUGCCAGCCCUCGUAUCUUCCUGGAAGAUGCCCGGGUUUUUCCCACUCCCAGUGGAGAGUCCCCGUGUCUGCCGCGAGGGUGGCCCGGAUUGACCAUCAGGAUGGAGUAUGGGGCCUUCCUGGGAUUAGAAAACCCCAGUGGUCAGAGCUGCGAGGCCCUCCGCUCACUGGAUCUGCGGAAUAACCGAGGCACAGAGAGGCUGAGGGUGAGUCCAAGGUCACCCAGCCUGGGACCGGCAGAGGCCGUGGGCUGUUCCUGCCUGUGACAUUCAGUUCCGUGCUGCUUCCGUGCCAGAGCGCAGCAGAGAGGAAGGGGCCCCGGGGGGAGGCGCGGCUGCCUGUUGCUGGAAGUGGGGGUGCGCGGAACAGAGGCCGCCGCCGGGGUGGGCGUGCCGCCCUCACACCUCGCCGCGUCCUGCGCCGUCACCUCCCGCCGGCUGUGUCCUCGCCCGCGUCCGCAGCCGCAGCCCCCGAAUUCCGAACACCGCGGCGCCGGGCUCGGUGGCUGCGCUGCGGGACGUGGCCGCUAGAGGGCAGCAGGGAGGCCACUGGGGUGGCUCUGCUGGGGAAAGUCCCCCGCAGGGAGAAGGGGCAGAGUGGGACCCGGCGGGCUGCAGUGUGGUUUGUUCUGAGGGACUUCCUGUAAAAAAAAAAGCAACCCAGACAUUGAAUGAUGACAUUACUGACAUUUAUUGAGUGCUUACCCUAUGCAGGGCACUGUAUUAGCUAUAAGUAAUUAGUCCUCACAACAGCUUGUUGUAAUUGUCCCCAUUCUGCAGGAGAGAAAACAGAGGCCCAGAAAGAUUGAGCAAUCUGGCCAAGGUCCCACCGCCAGUAAGUGGCUGAGCUGGGAGCAGCGGGGCUGGUGCCGGAGCUGUGUCACACCUGUAGGAAGUGCCUCCAAAUGGAGGCAUCGCUGCUAAAGAAUGACUCCUAAAUAACCUGCAGAUACUACCUGGCAGGAGCAUUGAUGGCAUUCCCUGUCUGUUCCUUUAAAUGCUCUCAGUCCUUCAAGUCUUACCACCGUGUCUAUGGUCACACGCAUGUUAUGGAUGGAGAAACCGAGGCUCGGGGUAGCUGUGAAUCGCGCAGGCCCGCACACCUGGGGUGACAGGUCCGUAGGCGGGCUCAGGGCUUGAGCUCUCGGCUCUGGAUUGUAGUUCCCCAGGACAGAGCCGUCCCCACUCCCACUCCUGCCCUCAGCUGAGGUUGGCUGUCAGUGAACGCUGAGCUUUCUGCCGGCAGUGGGAGUCCACCAACUCCCCUGCCUUCCAGCAGAAAGGAUCCAUUCUGGGUUCCCGUGUCCAAGGUUUGCUUGGGUUUUCACUAACCAGAGGUGGAGGGAGACCAUGCCAGAGGCUGCUAGAAGCCCAGGGAGGGGCCCUGGGGGUCACAGUCAGGCCCGGAGGAGGAGGACUUUGAGAAGUCUUUUGUAGUGGCUGAGGCUCCCUUGGGAACAAGAGGACCUGGCCCUGAGGCCUCUGGUUUCCAGGGCAGAUGCCUCCAGCAUACCAAGGAAGGUUGGCCAGCCCCGGGCCCGGCUCUGCCAGGCUGGCAGGAGAGAAGGGGGCAUUUCCAGAAGGGCCUGACUUCCUCCAUCUUCCCAUUCCCAUGCCCUGGCUUUGCCCUCCCUGGGGGCUGGGGGGAUGGCCUGUGGCUGGGCCUUCGAACACGUUCCCCUUCUGGGUGCCCAGGCUGUAGCCUGUGAGGCUGCGUCUCACUGCCUUAGGGAUCUGAGCCUCCAGCUGCUCCAGUUACUUCUGAUUUGUUAGCAAAGCUGCAGCUUAAGUUUCUCUGGGUGGGGGUGAGGAGGAGGAGUUGGGGGAAGAGACUUAAACGGUCCCCUCCCUGGCAAGAUGGCAAGAUGCUAAGAUGCUCCUCUUUAAAGAAAACCCUGGGGUGAAUUCUGUUUUUGGAACUGGAAUCCUAGAAUUAAGUGAAGACUCCUUAAAGGUUCUAUUUGCAGUCUUGUUGGGGACCAAAGGGGGUAGGACAUGAGUGGAGACAGGGAGUGGAUCAGGGAAGAGGAUUUGAACGUGGACUUCAUAGCACAUUGCCUGGGCUGGAAUCCUGCUUCUACCCCUUCCUAGGGGUGUGAACUUGGAGAAGUUAUCUGACAUUGGGGAGCCUCAGCGUCCUCAUCUGUAAAAUGGGGUUGUGACAGUGUCAGCCUCAUAGAGUUGGCAUGAGAGCGAGAGGAGCUAAUGGCUGGGAGUGUAUGCCUGGGAGAGACACCAGGAAGGCCCAGGAAGUUCUCACCUUCCUUCACGCUAUGUAACCCACAGUGCCCAGAACAGUGCCUGGCACACGCUGGGUAUCUGAUAGAUGUCUGUGAAUAAAUACAAAGGAAGUGCCUCCAAAUGGAGGCAUCGCUGCUAAAGAAUGACUCCUAAAUAACCUGCAGAUACUACCUGGCACGAGCAUUGAUGGCAUUCCCUGUCUGUUUCUUUAAAGGCAUUCCCAUUUGUCUUGAGGCACCUGGCAAGCCCACAAUUGGCCCACAAUUUCCGGGGUUUAAAGCAGAGAGGCCAUCUCCCUGGGUCCCUGGGCCAGCCCCCGGGGUGGAGGCCAGCGUCCUCUGAUGCCACUGGGUAAGGCUGGGCGGGAUGGGGUGUGGUCAGGGGUGUGAUUUUCUCUGAUCCCAUUGAGAAAUUCCUAAGAAUCUAGACUGUGCGGCUUUCCCUAUUUACUGCCACUCAGUGAUCUGGUACCGAUUCCUGUAGGUAACGAGUGGAAUUUCGUAUUUGAAACAGGACUCGAUUUCUCUAUCUGGGCAAUGGGAGUGAGGACCCUGACCUCCUCGAGGGGGUUGUCGGGAGUAACACGGUGCUAGAAGUUGGGCGCAUAAGCCAGGCGGCACUGCAGGUUUGGGAAAUGAGGAUCCACUCGCUCCGCGCCCAAAGGACUUGCGCCAAACAGCGGGGUGUGGGCAGAGUGUUCACAAAGCACAUGAGGUCACCCGUCAGCCAGGAGCCAAGAGAGCCACAAGAGCAGACAGCAAAGGGAGAGGACGUGCUCCAGGUCUCGGACCCGUCUGCCCGCCCCUUCUCAGGCUUGAUCCCUCUCUUGUCAAGGCACCAGUGGGCUGGCUGCAAGUUGAAGGCCAAGUACGUCUAAGCUGGAGGAACAGAAAGUCAAAUGUCCUUACAGGGAAAGAGCCUGGGCUCUGGGGAACCUGCCAGACUGGGGCUGAGCCAGGCCAGUUACUCCUCCUCUGGGCCUCAGCCUUCUCACCUGUGAAGUGAGCUGACGCCGGCUUCCACAGGAAGUUCUUGUGAGGGGGAAAUGAGCUGGUGCCGGCGAAGGGAAGUGCGCAAUAGAUGCUCACUGAAAUAAUGCAGCCAUCUUGGUGUUUGCACUCCAGCGCUCAGAGCGCCAAGGUCAGGAAUGCUCCCUGGUCCACUUUUGCUUUGAGUUUCAGGUAGCUGGUCUCCUCCCUUCCGUGUGGUUGGAAGAAGGAUCCCCCUGCCCAGCUGUCCCCUCGGAGCUGCCCUUUCGACCUGGAGCCCUGGGUCUGCUGGUCACAGGCCGGGACCACUGGCUAAAACUGGAGGCGCUGGCAGCUGUGGACUCCCCAGCUUGGAGCAGCCCCUCUUUGACCUCGAGCCGUGGAGAAGCAGCCCCAUGAAGGUGCCCAGCCAUGCAAUGUUCCUGGAAGGCCGUCCUCCUCCUUGCCCUGGCCUCCAUCGCAAUCCAGUACACCGCCAUCCGCACCUUCACCGCCAAGUCCUUCCACACCUGCCCGGGGCUGGCGGAGGCCGGGCUGGCCGAGCGCCUGUGCGAGGAGGGCCCCACCUUCGCCUACAACCUGUCGCGCAAGACCCACAUCCUCAUCCUGGCCACCACGCGCAGCGGCUCCUCCUUCGUGGGCCAGCUCUUCAACCAGCACCUGGACGUCUUCUACCUGUUUGAGCCGCUCUACCACGUCCAGAACACGCUCAUCCCCCGCUUCACCCAGGGCAAGAGCCCGGCCGACCGGCGGGUCAUGCUGGGUGCCAGCCGCGACCUCCUGCGGAGCCUUUAUGACUGUGACCUCUACUUCCUGGAGAACUACAUCAAGCCGCCGCCGGUCAACCACACCACCGACAGGAUCUUCCGCCGCGGGGCCAGCAGGGUCCUCUGCUCGCGCCCGGUGUGCGACCCUCCGGGGCCCGCGGACCUGGUCCUGGAGGAGGGGGACUGCGUGCGCAAGUGCGGCCUGCUGAACCUGACCGUGGCGGCGGAGGCCUGUCGCGAGCGCAGCCACGUGGCCAUCAAGACGGUGCGGGUGCCCGAGGUUAACGACUUGCGGGCUCUGGUCGAAGACCCCCGGUUAAACCUCAAGGUCAUCCAGCUGGUGCGAGACCCUCGCGGCAUUCUGGCUUCGCGCAGCGAGACCUUCCGCGACACGUACCGGCUCUGGCGGCUCUGGUACGGCACCGGGAGGAAGCCCUACAACCUGGAUGUGACGCAGCUGACCACGGUGUGCGAGGACUUCUCCAACUCCGUGUCCACCGGCCUCACGCGGCCCGCGUGGCUCAAGGGCAAGUACAUGUUGGUGCGCUACGAGGACCUGGCGCGGAACCCCAUGAAGAAGACCGAGGAGAUCUACGGGUUCCUGGGCAUCCCCUUGGACAGCCACGUGGCGCGCUGGAUCCAGAACAACACGCGGGGCGACCCCACCCUGGGCAAGCACAAAUACGGCACCGUGCGAAACUCGGCCGCCACGGCCGAGAAGUGGCGCUUCCGCCUCUCCUACGACAUUGUGGCCUUUGCGCAGAACGCCUGUCAGCAGGUGCUGGCGCAGCUGGGCUACAGGAUGGCCAGGUCGGAGGAGGAGCUGAAGAACCCCUCGGUCAGCCUGGUGGAGGAGCGGGACUUCCGCCCCUUCUCGUGACGCGGGCGCCCGGGUGGGGUGGGAGGCACUUGUGUCGGUUUUGAUAAAAUGGACCGUUUUUAACUGUUGCCUUAUUUCCCCCGCCCUCUCCCACCCGGUCUUUGUGUCCUUCCCGCCUCCUGCCCACCCCGCUCCCUUCUGCCUCUUCUUGUCUCUGAAAUUUGCACUACGUCUCCGGCGGGAGUCACUGGGGCAGAGGGCGGCGGAGGGGGCUCCGGCCCGCCCCGCCCCAUUCAGACACUCGGACGUUGGGUCUCUGCGUGGACGGUGACAAUGUUUACAAGCACCACACUCACACAUUCGCACACACACGGCACCCUCGAGGAGAGGCCCAAGCCACACAGCUUCUCCAGACUGUUGAAUGGAUGAGUGGUGGGGGUAUUGUAGUUUUUGCACUGUCUCAUACAAGGUAAGCAGAUCCAAACAGAAGGACCACUUCCCUCUAAUUUAUGAAUGGUGUCCACCCCUUCCGCACCCCUGCUUCCUGCCCCAACGCCCACCUCCCCCCCUUAGAGCAGAGAAACUGCCCCCUCCUGCCCACCCUUGCCUGUCGGUGAGCAGGUUUUUACUGUGAGGUGAAUGUGGACCUUGUUUAUUUUUUCCAGUCUGUGGCGAUGCUGUCUGUCUGUCUGAGUCUUGUGGCUGCCCUCGGACCAGUGAUGACUGAUGAAUCUUAGGAGUUUCUGAUUGAUCUUGGGGGUCCAUCUGUGAUAUUUCUUUGUGCCAAAAAGAAAAAAAAAAGAGUGGAUCAGUUUGCUAAAUGAACAUUGAAAUGCUUUAUCUGUGUUUUCUGUAAAUAAAAGAGUGCAAUAA
Molecule: messenger RNA, 6133 nt
Organism: Microcebus murinus (gray mouse lemur)
Lineage: Eukaryota; Metazoa; Chordata; Mammalia; Primates; Cheirogaleidae
Gene: CHST1
Product: carbohydrate sulfotransferase 1
Biological process (GO): N-acetylglucosamine metabolic process; carbohydrate metabolic process; keratan sulfate proteoglycan metabolic process
Cellular component (GO): Golgi membrane
Molecular function (GO): N-acetylglucosamine 6-O-sulfotransferase activity; keratan sulfotransferase activity
Source: RefSeq, a predicted model, not a curated record